AUGUGGAUCUAUCUAUCUAUCUAUCUAUCUAUCUGCAUUUUUUAUAGAAACUUUAAUAUAAGUACCCGCAAAUUUCCUAAUUCAAAGAUAAUUGUAUAUGGGUAUCAUUCUUUCUCUCCCCCUCUCUCUCUAUCUCUUUCUUUCUAUCUCUCUUUCUUUCUUUCUCUCUUUCUUUCUUUCUCUCUCUCUUUCUUUCUUUCUCUCUUUCUUUCUUCCUUUCAUUCUUUUGUCCUUCCGUUCUUUCUUUCUUUCUUCCUACAUAUAUCUUUUCAUUGUUCCAUUUUCUUUUACGGGCUUCUUUCUCAUGACUGCCUUCAUUUUCUUCUUUCUAGCGCCGCUUCAAUUUUUACAUUUUUCUUUUAUAAUAUUUUUAUUCAUUCUUCUAUUGCAAUUCUUAGAUGUUUUGAUAUUGUUUUCUUUUUUAUAAAUUCUUAUUCGUUCCCUCGUCUUCUUUCUUACAUUUUGUAUCUUUCUUGUGACUUUCUUUAUUAUAUUUUAUUGUUUAUCUCUUCAAGUAUUACACUUAUAUUUCUGAAAACUUUUAUCUGUUCUUUGUUUGAAAUUCAUUGUCGCUUUGCUCAAUCGUAUGUCUUUCUUUAUAUUUUUAAUUUAUAG
Molecule: messenger RNA, 615 nt
Organism: Acanthosepion pharaonis
Lineage: Eukaryota; Metazoa; Mollusca; Cephalopoda; Sepiida; Sepiidae
Source: the annotation of a GenBank genome assembly